Molecule: messenger RNA, 2133 nt
Organism: Rattus norvegicus (Norway rat)
Lineage: Eukaryota; Metazoa; Chordata; Mammalia; Rodentia; Muridae
Gene: Vom1r93
Product: vomeronasal 1 receptor 93
Biological process (GO): G protein-coupled receptor signaling pathway; sensory perception of chemical stimulus
Cellular component (GO): membrane; plasma membrane
Molecular function (GO): pheromone receptor activity
Source: RefSeq, a predicted model, not a curated record
UGAGUCAGAUCUCUCUUAACCUCUUAGAAAUGUUCCAGUUCAUUUGGCUAAUAGCACUGUCAUGGUGGAAAACCAUGCCAGCAAGCAUCAGGCAUGGCAGCUGGAAUUAGAAAUUGAGAGUUCACAUCUUGAACCCAAAUAUAAAGCAGAGAGUGAACAGGAAGUGGUAGUAGGAUUUAGGUUAAAUCUGGCCUAUGCUGAUUUGUGGUGGCCAUGACUGCCUCACCAAAGGCCUCCAGCUGUGCCUCUCUCCCCGUACAUUAUCCUAUCAUUUCUUUUCAAAUUUUAUUAUAAAUUUCACUCACAAUACAAAUCUUGAAGCUGAGCAUAUGGAAGUUAAGACAUAUAGAACCAACACUACAUGGAAUCCACAUAUUCCACAUGAGGACUGACCCAGCAAAAUGGUGCCUGCUAACACGCUAGGCUGAGAACCUCAGAGCUAAUGGGAAGUCAUGGGAGGCCCAAGAGUCUCUCAUACCAGAGCAGACACUUCACACAGUAUGAAAUGAUUUGGGUUUGAUUACACCUGAGGUUCAAAAUGAGAAAAGUUAGAGUUGUCUAGUUGGUGCAAACUUUAUGAUCUCUCCCUAGGUAUUGCAAGAUAACUCAGAUAAAGUUUGUGCUCAGCCCUCCCAAGAUGGCUGUUAUCCAGAUCAUAGUAAGUAAGUCCAAAGGCAGGGAAGAUGCUCCACUGGGAUGCCAUGUCUCUAUGCUCCACAGUGAAAAGUUGUCACAUUGUACAAACACUAAAAUUACGAAUUGCUCACAGGCACUAAAAGCUUCCUUAAUCCUGUGCAGGAUCUCCUCAGGUACAGAGUCCUCCUGAUACGUCUAUCUGGUCAGGGAAAGAGCUGAUCAGUCAUUAACAGAGCUGAUUUGUCCCUCCAAGGUCACAUGACAAGGCACUGCAUGAGAAAACCAGCAGCUGACAUGUCUAUAGAGAUCAUUCUGUGCCACAAACAGUUCCAUGUUUGGUUUUUGGUAUUUGCUUCCUAUCCACAUACAAUGAAUAAAGACAACACACUCCAUGUUGACACAAUCAUGAAAAUCACUAUGUUCUCUGAAGUGAGUGUUGGCAUCUUAGCUAACAGUAUCCUGUUUUUUGCUCACCUGUGCAUGCUCCUUGGAGAGAACAAGCCUAAGCCCAUUCAUCUCUACAUUGCAUCCUUGUCCCUAACACAACUAAUGCUGCUUAUAACUAUGGGACUCAUAGCUGCUGACAUGUUUAUUUCUCAGGGGAUAUGGGAUUCUACCUCAUGCCAGUCCCUUAUCUAUUUGCACAGGCUUUCGAGGGGUUUUACCCUUAGUGCUGCCUGUCUGCUGAAUGUCUUUUGGAUGAUCACUCUCAGUUCUAAAAAAUCCCGUUUAACAAAGUUUAAACAUAACUCUCCCCAUCACAUCUCAGGUGCCUUUCUUCUCCUCUGUGUUCUCUACAUGUGUUUUAGCAGUCACCUUAUUUUAUCGAUUAUUGCUACCCCUAACUUGACCUCAGAUAAUUUUAUGUAUGUUACUAAGUCCUGUUCAUUUCUACCCAUGUGUUACUCCAGAACAAGCAUGUUUUCCACAACAAUUGCUGUCAGGGAAGCCUUUUUUAUCGGUCUCAUGGCCCUGUCCAGUGGGUACCUGGUGGCUUUCCUCUGGAGACACAGGAAGCAGGCCCAGCAUCUUCACAGCACCGGCCUUUCUUCAAAGGCAUCUCCAGAGCAAAGGGCCACCGAGACCAUCCUGCUGCUUAUGAGUUUCUUUGUGGUUCUCUACAUUUUGGAAAAUGUUGUCUUCUACUCAAGGAUGAAGUUCAAGGAUGGGUCAACAUUCUACUGUGUCCAAAUUAUUGUGUCCCAUAGCUAUGCCACUGUCAGCUCUUUUGUGUUUAUUUUCACUGAAAAGCGUAUGACUAAGAUUUUGAGGUCAGUGUGUACCAGAAUAAUAAAUAUUUGAUUAUUCAGUGAUGGGUAUUGCCCCUUAGUAUAAUCCAUUACGUUGUCAUCAGAGGUUUGGAUCAUGACAUAUUUGGAACAUUCUCUGUCUUAAAUUGAUAUAUGAAAUUUUCUUUUUUCCUGUUAAAUCUGUUUCCUUUGUGUGUGGAUGACCAAUAUAUGAAAGAAAAUUAAACACCAUGUCCUCUUACAUAUC